UUUGCCUUCUACUCCCCUCUCUCUCUCUUCAUUACAUUCUCCUUCCCUCUCUCAUUCUUUAUAAUAUGCUUCUCCAAACAGUAUUACGAACUCGUACUCCUUUACGUACCACCAUGAUGAAGACAGCAUCUUAUUCAGCUUUAAGAGUUCAACCCACUGCCAAAUCCGUUGCUUCUCAAACUGAACAAGCACCAAACCGUCUAGACACCUGGGCUCCUGAUCAACGUCCUAAGAAGGAUGCAUUGGUUGGUCCUCGUUUUGAACAAACUGACUUGUCUACUCAACCUAAUCCUAUGGCCGCUAUCGAUCUUAUUGCUGAAGAACCUAUUCGAAUUGUCAACCAACGUAUUGUAUCUUGUGAUGGUGGUGAUGCUGCUCUUGGUCAUCCCAAGGUUUAUAUUAAUUUGGAUAAGCCUGGUGCUCAUGCCUGUGGAUAUUGUGGCAUCCGAUUCCAAAAACCUGAAGAUCAUCACCAUUAGAUUGUUUAUAUUCGUUCAUAUAAUAAAGUAUACAUCCGCCUAUCUUUGUCUUGUCUCAAUAUUUAAGUAUCUUUUAUCACUUGCUUGGGCUUUAUAUGAUGAUGGUGGAGGUGGCUUGAUAGGGAAUGUGAUGAUAGUAUGAUUUCUUUAUAUGGAUGUGAAAGUGUAUAUGUUUACGAUGCUGGAUUGAAAUCUCUUGUCAUAUAGUAUAGAAAAUCAUGGAUUAAAGCAAAAGAAAUAAGUAGACCUAUGUGGGACAAGGUCCUCCU
This is a messenger RNA of Halteromyces radiatus, 748 nucleotides long. Its product is annotated as zinc-finger domain-containing protein. The coding region runs from base 66 to 479 and encodes 137 amino acids. NCBI's taxonomy places the organism in Eukaryota, Fungi, Mucoromycota, Mucoromycetes, Mucorales, Cunninghamellaceae. The transcript has 5 exons. Gene Ontology annotation, biological process: mitochondrial electron transport, NADH to ubiquinone. The record is from RefSeq and is a predicted model, not a curated record.